Molecule: messenger RNA, 1923 nt
Organism: Emiliania huxleyi CCMP1516
Lineage: Eukaryota; Haptophyta; Isochrysidales; Noelaerhabdaceae
Exons: 5
Coding region: 1-1923 (640 amino acids)
Source: RefSeq, a predicted model, not a curated record
AUGUCUGUCCGGACCUCGCGACGCAGCGCGGGUCUGCUCGGCAGCGAGUACGAGGUAUCGAUCGCUGCUCCGCCAGCGUCACACUGCUGCACCGGCAUCAGCGCCUUUCGGCGCCAGGUCGCCUCAUGCACGCUUGCGGGCCUCUCCGUCUUCACGCUGGGAGGCCUCUGCUUUGGGUUUGACUCCGUCUACCCGGUCCUGUACUCGAGCGGCGCUUUCCUCGACCUGUGCGCGGCCGACGAGGCGGCCGCCUGCGCGGCGCGAAGCGGCGAGGAGCGCCAGCGCAGCUGUUGCAAGGCGCAGGCGUCGUCCUUUGUCUCGCUCUCCUCCGUCUCCCUCUUUGCCGCCGACGGAGUGAUGGUCGCGUACGGAGAGCUGAUGGACCGCCGCGGCGCCCGCUGGUGCAUCUCCAUCGCGCUCUGUCUCGUCUGCACCGGCCUCGCUCUGCUCUCGAUUGCCGGCUCGCUCGGCGCGUCCUCCCCGGCCGCACUCUGGUGGAUCGCGUUCCCGCUGAUCGGGCUGGCGGGGCCGGGCGUCUUCAUGGCGGCCCUGUCAUUCGGGGAGGCGCCGCCCAGCCCUGCAGCAGCCACUCACCUCGCGGGUCUCUGCCCACGAGGUCCCCCCGCCGCACGUCCGCAGCUCUUCCCGAACCUCGAGUCCGUCAUCGCCCCGCUGGCGGCGUCCAUGUUUGACGGCUCCGCCUUUGUGUUUCUGCUCUGGAAGCUCCUCUUCUUGCGCGCCGGCCUGCCCCUCUCCGCCAUCGCCGCGGCCUGGCUCUUCCUCUCCGUGCUGGUGGGCGGCUCGACCUGGCGCCUCCCUCUCUUCGCCCGGCGGCACACCCCAGCGGGUCCCCGACUGGCCGCGGGUGUGGGCUCUAGGUCGCUCCUCCUGUCCAAGCGGCAGACCGAAGGGAUGCGGGCGGAGCGCGAGGCGUCCUUCGCCGAGCGGGUCGACGAGCGCGCGCCCGUCUCUGAGCCGGCGCUGAGGGCAGCCGUCGUGUGGCACUCGGAGGGAGACGGGCUGCGCCAGCUGCUCUGCCGGACCGACAGCCUGCUCCUGCUCCUCUUCAUGUGCACCGCAAACCUCAACCAGACUUUCUACCUCGAGACGUUCGCCGACCAGCUCCGCGCGACCGCCGCGAGCGGCGGGUCGCCGCUGCGGCCCGAGCAGGCGGAGCAGAUCGUCGAGCUCUUCGACGUCCUGUACGCCGGGCGAGAGCACGCCUACCUCGGCGCGGUGGUUUGCCUCUCCUGCGCCUUUGGCCUCACCCAGCUGGCGCCGUCGUUCGGGCCGCAGCUCGUCGCCGCCGUCCUCUUUGGGCCGGCGCGCACGCUGCAGUGGGCCUGCUACUUCCACUUCCUCGCUUCGCCCAGCCGCUACCCGCCCGCCGCGAUGGGCCGCGUGGUCGGGUACGCCAACUUGGUUAUCGCUCUCUUCGGCGACCUCCCUCCCAGCUUGCUGGACGCCUACAUACAGCACGGCGCAUUCCCCUCCGACGUGCCCUCCCGCUACGUCGCGGCGCACGCCGUCCUCAUGACGGCCGUCGCCCUCCUCUCGGCGGCGCUGCCGCUGCAGCUCCUCGCCGCGCGCCGCGCCGCUGAGGGGAGGUUGUUGGCGCCGCUCGAGCCGCUCGAGAGCGACGGCAUCAUUGGAGAGCUGCCGCCGUCGAGGCGAGCCCCCCGCGACGGGCUGUCCGACGAGGGAGGCGAGGACGACGAGGCGGCGUGCUUGCGCCCUGCACGCACCUCGUCGUGCAGGAGUGGGCCGGCGAGCCAGAGGAUUCUGAGUACUGCCGCGAGCAGCGCUUCGGCGCGGGGGUUCGCGAACCGCAACAAGCUGUCCGACCUCGUGGUCGCGCACGGCUUCAAAACUGUCAGCACGCCCAUCUUCAAGGAGCUGAAGGAGCUCUUCGAAGAGCUCUGA